AUGCCUUCAAGCAGUUAGGACAAACACAAAAUCAUUCACAAUCCAAAACAUUUGAAAUUCAGAAACUCGAGUUUUCUAUAUUCAAAUAAGUUUUUCUUUUUUUCAAGAUCAAUCUUCUUCUUUUUUCAACACAUACGAAAAUGGGUUUUCGUUUACCAGGUAUCAUCAGAAGGACAUCGUCUUCAAAAGGCGUGGACAUGCCAAAGGGAUAUCUAGCAGUAUAUGUUGGAGAGGAAAUGAAACGUUUUGUGAUCCCUAUAUCAUACUUGAACCAACCAUCGUUCCAAGACUUGUUGAACCAAGCCGAGGAACAAUUCGAAUAUGAUCAUCCAAUGGGUGGUCUCACUAUUCCUUGCGGAGAAGACAUGUUCUUAGAUAUCACUUCUCGUUUGAGUAGGUGUUAACCUCUUUUGUAGAAGGAGCUGACAUAGAUUAUAUAACUUGAGGAAAUUGUACAUAAGACACUUUUUUUUUUAUUCUUUUCCAUUUUUGUAUUCCUUUGUAAGUCAAAGGUACAUGAAAAAGCAUUUGAGGGAGAUUGUAUGGAAAAAGAUUAUAGCUUGUUUUGGGCUUUGGCCAAUGUUCAAUGAAUAUAUGUUAUAAACUUAUUUGCCAAAAUUAUAAUACGAAGUGAAAGAUUUUAUUGCGUA
Molecule: messenger RNA, 650 nt
Organism: Medicago truncatula (barrel medic)
Lineage: Eukaryota; Viridiplantae; Streptophyta; Magnoliopsida; Fabales; Fabaceae
Product: auxin-induced protein 15A
Exons: 1
Coding region: 141-404 (87 amino acids)
Biological process (GO): response to auxin
Source: RefSeq, a predicted model, not a curated record